Aspergillus niger is the source of this 1372-nucleotide messenger RNA. RefSeq lists its product as uncharacterized. The transcript has a single exon. The record is from RefSeq and is a predicted model, not a curated record. Gene Ontology annotation, cellular component: intracellular anatomical structure. Gene Ontology annotation, molecular function: heme binding; oxygen binding; nitric oxide dioxygenase [NAD(P)H] activity. The annotation marks the transcript as partial. Gene Ontology annotation, biological process: cellular response to nitrosative stress; nitric oxide catabolic process. Lineage: Eukaryota; Fungi; Ascomycota; Eurotiomycetes; Eurotiales; Aspergillaceae.
AUGGACCGUCGCGUCACAAUUGCAUCCCAAGUCGCCAUCGCUGCCGUGGCUGGCUAUUGCAUCUACAAGGCAUUUAACGCUCGACAGCAACAAAAAUCCCUGAAGGAUGCCGUGCCCAAGUCUUCCGCUGCUCCGCUCACACCAGAGCAGAUCAAAAUAAUCAAGGCCACAGUCCCUGUUCUACAAGAAUAUGGAACCAAAAUCACCACUGCCUUCUACAAGAACAUGUUGACCGCGCAUCCUGAGUUGAAUGCUGUGUUCAACACUGCCAACCAGGUCAAUGGCCACCAAGCACGUGCGCUAGCUGGUGCACUGUUCGCAUAUGCAUCCCACAUCGACGACCUCGGGGCCCUCGGUCCUGCCGUUGAAUUAAUAUGCAACAAGCAUGCAUCUCUAUACAUCCAAGCUGACGAAUACAAGAUCGUUGGAAAGUACCUACUGGAAGCUAUGAAGGAGGUACUUGGAGAUGCCUGCACUGAUGAUAUUCUCGAUGCGUGGGGUGCCGCAUACUGGGCCCUGGCCGACAUCAUGAUCAACCGCGAAGCCGCACUCUACAAGCAAAGCCAGGGCUGGACCAACUGGCGCCAAUUCCGCAUUUCCAAGAAGGUGCCCGAGUCGGACGAGAUCACCUCGUUCUACUUGGAACCAGUCGACGGCAAGCCACUGCCGCCCUUCAGGCCAGGCCAGUAUAUCUCGGUGAGCGUCCAGGUUCCAGAGUUGAAGUACCCCCAAGCUCGUCAGUACUCGCUCAGUGAUACCCCUCGCUCGGAUUACUAUCGCAUCAGUGUCAAGAAGGAAACGGGGCUUGAUCCUCGUGCUCCGGGUGCUAAGAGACACCCCGGGUACGUCUCCAACGUUCUUCAUGACAUGAUCAAGGAGGGCGAUCUCAUCGAUGUUUCUCAUCCCUACGGAGACUUCUUCUUGUCCACAGCUGAAGCUACCCACCCGAUUGUUCUUCUGUCCGCGGGUGUCGGUAUGACGCCCAUAGAUGUCCAUCCUGAACACCAUCACUAAGAAAAAGCAACGCAAGAUCCACUUCAUUCAUGGAUCCCGUACCACCGAGGCUCGCGCUUUCAAGAGCCACGUUCAAAAACUGGAAAAGGAAAUCCCUAACAUGCAGGUGACCUAUUUCCUCAGCAGGCCAGGUGACAGUGACCAACUGGGUGUUGAUUACCACCACGCUGGACGAAUUGACCUCCAGAAACUCGAUGGACCAUCCCAUCUGUAUCUGGACAACCCUUCCACGGAAUACUAUAUUUGUGGUCCCGACACCUUUAUGACGCAGAUGGAGGAGGCUUUGAAGGCUUAUGGUGUGGGCGAUGACCGGAUAAAGAUGGAGUUGUUUGGUACAGGUGGUGUUCCUCAUAACUAG